Messenger RNA from Lecanosticta acicola, 6564 nucleotides. The record is from the annotation of a GenBank genome assembly. NCBI's taxonomy places the organism in Eukaryota, Fungi, Ascomycota, Dothideomycetes, Mycosphaerellales, Mycosphaerellaceae.
AUGUCGAACGUCAUUCUUUUCGGCGACCAGACCGCCGAGCAAUACCCUCUCCUCCACCGCAUCGUUCUCCGCAGGGACAAUGCACUCCUCUCCAACUUCGUUGAGCGUGUCGCUCUCGCCAUUCGCGAGGAGACCCGCAACCUCCCGCGCAGCCAGCGAAUGUCGAUCCCCGACUUCUUGACCCUCAGCAACUUGGUCGAGGCGUACUACCAGAAGGGCACCAAGGUGCCAAUGCUCGAGUCUGCCUUCGUCACCGUCGCGCAGCUUGGUCACUACAUCGGAUACUUCUCUGAGCAUCCCGCUGAGCUCCCAGCAGCCAGCAACACCCGCGUCCUCGGUCUCUGCACUGGUCUCCUUGCCGCGUCUGCCGUCGUCUCUGCAAGGACGGUCGAGGAGCUUGUCACUCUCGGUGUCCACUUCGUCCGUGUCGCCUUCCGCUCUGGUGCGGUAGUCGACAGCGUGCGCUCUGUUCUCGGCCAACCGGGCCAGGAGCAGGCACCUUGGUCUGCCAUUGUCACUGGGGCCAAUGAGCAAGCUGCAAAGAAGGCUUUGGCUGCUUUCCACGAAGAGAAGGGGAUCCCACAACCCAACCAGGCCUACGUGAGCGCCGUCUCCGUCAUGGCAAUCACAAUCUCCGGCCCUCCCACGACCCUGGAGCGACUGUUCAAGGAGUCCGCUCUGUCCUCGAACAACCGUGUCCCAAUCCCAGUCUACGGACCUUACCACGCUGAGCACCUGUUCGGUCCAGCUGAUUACGAGAAGAUCAUGUCUGGCGAGGUCGGCCGCGAGCUGAGGAAGCACCUGCCAGCUUCUCUUGUGCACUCUGCAGCUACCGGCAAGUCCAUGGUUGCCGAGAACUCUUAUGAGCUCGUGAAGCUCGCUCUUGGAGAGAUGAUGCAACAUGCAGUCCGCUGGGACCGUCUCCUCGAGGAGGUUGUCUCGCAGAUGGCCUCCGCCAAGUUUGGCGCCAAGAUCUACGCCAUGGGUGUCAGCAACGUUGCCAACAGCUUCGUCUCUGCACUUAAGGCUGGUGGGCAGAACAACGUGUCUGUCGUCGACCACACCACGUUCACUGAGGACACUCAGUAUACCGGUCGCACCCAGAACGACAAGGUCGCCAUCGUCGGUCUUGCCGGUCGUUACCCCAACGCCGCCAACCACGAGGCUCUUUGGGAUCUCUUGAUGAAGGGCCUUGAUGUUCACCGUAGGAUCCCUGCGGAUCGCUUCGAUGCCGAUGCUCACUGCGAUCCGUCUGGCAAGGGCAAGAACAAGUCUCACACUCCUUUCGGCUGCUUCAUCGACGAGCCAGGUCUCUUCGACCCUCGUUUCUUCAACAUGUCUCCACGUGAGGCUGCUCAAACCGAUCCUAUGGGCCGUCUCGCCUUGGUAACUGCGUACGAAGCUCUUGAGAUGUCUGGAUACGUUCCCAACCGUACUCCCUCCACAAAGCUUCACCGUAUUGGAACCUUCUACGGUCAGACUUCCGACGACUGGCGUGAGAUCAACGCGGCUGAGAACGUCGACACCUACUUCAUCACUGGUGGUGUGCGUGCCUUCGCCCCUGGCCGCAUUAACUACUACUUCAAGUUCUCCGGCCCCUCGUACUCUAUCGACACUGCCUGCUCUUCGUCUCUCGCCGCCAUUCAGCUCGCCUGCACCUCCCUCUGGGCUGGUGACUGCGACACUGCCUGCGCUGGUGGUCUCAACGUCCUGACCAACCCCGACAUUUUCUCUGGUCUUUCCAAGGGUCAAUUCUUGUCCAAGACUGGAUCUUGCAAGACCUACGACAAUGACGCCGACGGCUACUGUCGUGGUGAUGCCUGCGGUACUGUCAUCUUGAAGCGUUACGAAGACGCUAUUGCCGACAAGGACAACAUCCUUGGUUGCAUUCUGGGCGCCGCUACCAACCAUUCUGCGGAGGCCGUCUCCAUCACCCACCCGCACGCUGGGGCCCAAGAGUUCUUGUACAAGCAGGUUCUUGCCAAUGCUGGCGUUGACGCGCACGAGAUCAGCUAUGUGGAGAUGCACGGUACAGGCACUCAGGCUGGUGACGGCAUUGAGAUGACCUCGGUCACCAACGUGUUUGCUCCCCGCCACCGCCAGCGAAAGCCAGAGCAGACCGUUCACCUUGGUGCUAUCAAGGCCAACGUUGGUCACGCCGAGGCUGCUUCCGGUAUCAACUCUCUCUCCAAGGUGUUGAUGAUGAUGAAGAACAACAAGAUCCCUGCCAACGUUGGUGUCAAGGGCGUGAUGAACAAGACGUUCCCCGCUGACUUGAAGGAUCGCAACGUUCACAUCUCCCUCAAGGAAGUGGACUGGCCACGCAAGACUGAGGCCCCUCGCAAGGUCUUCCUCAACAACUUCUCUGCCGCCGGUGGAAACACCGCACUGCUCCUCGAGGACGGACCUGUCCGCAAGGCGCCAACCGCCACCGACCCUCGUGGCACUCUCCCAAUCACGGUUACUGCUCGUUCCAUUGGCUCCCUGAAGCGCAACUUGGUCAACUUGCAGCAGUACGUGAAGGACAAUGGCAGCACCACUCUGCCAUCGUUGUCCUACACUCUGACUGCUCGUCGCAUUCAGCACAACUACCGCGUUGCCUUCCCGCUUGCUGACAUCAACAAGGUGGUGGAUGCUCUCCAAGCUCAGGUCAAGGAAUCGUACAACCCAGUCCCAAUGGCUGCUGCCAAGACCGCAUUCUGCUUUACUGGCCAGGGCUCUCAGUACACUGGUCUCGGCCAGAAGCUGUAUCAGGACCUCAAGAGCUUCCGUGAAGACAUCAACCAGCUCGACCAGCUCGCCCGCAUCCAGGGUCUGCCGUCCUUCCUCGAGCUCCUCGAUGGUACCGACGUCCAGACUCUCUCUCCGGUCAAGGUGCAGCUCGGCAUGGCCUGCAUUCAGGUUGCGCUCGCUCGCAUGUGGGCAUCCUGGGGCAUCACCCCAACCGCGGUCAUCGGCCACAGCCUGGGUGAGUACGCCGCUCUUCACGUCGCAGGUGUCAUCUCUGCAUCCGACAUGGUCCUUCUUGUCGGACGCCGUGCUGAACUGCUUGUUCGUGACUGCACUCCUCACACUCACGGCAUGCUUGCUGUCAAGGGUAGCGCCGAGGCUAUCCGCAGCACCCUCGGCAGCAAGAUGACCGAGAUUGCCUGCAUCAACGGCCCAGAAGAGACUGUUCUUUGUGGCAGUGGUGACGUUGUUGGUGCUGCCAACGAGACCUUGACGCAGCGUGGUUUCAAGGCCACCAAGCUGAACGUGCCAUUCGCCUUCCACUCUGCCCAGGUUGACCCAAUACUCGACCAAUUCAAGAAGAUCGCCUCCUCGGUCACCUUCAACAAGCCCGUUGUGCCAGUCCUGUCUCCUUUGGAGGGCGAAAUCAUUCGCGAUGCGGGCAUCAUCGGCCCCGAGUACCUUGCUCGUCACGCUCGUGAGACCGUCAACUUUUGGACCGCACUUACCAGCGGUCAGAAGGAGAAGAUCUUCGACGAGAAGACUGCCUGGCUUGAGGUGGGAGCUCACCCAGUGUGCUCUGGCAUGGUCAAGGCCUCCAUCGGCGCCACCGUCACCGCUCCAUCCCUCCGUCGUGGCGAAGAUGCCUGGAAGACUGUCUCCACCAGCAUCUGCCAGCUCUUCACUGCCGGCGUCUACGUCAACUUUGACGAAUUCCAUCGCGAAUUCAACGAUGCUCAGGAGCUGCUUCCCCUGCCAACUUACUCAUUCGACAACAAGAAGUACUGGCUGGACUACCACAACAACUGGACUCUCACCAAGGGCGAGGUCCCUCAGGCCAAGGAGGUUGUUGUCGAGAAGCAAGUCGCUGCUCCUGCGCCAGUCGUCGAGGCACCCAAGAAGCGCCUCUCCACUUCCUGCCAGAAGGUGAUGGAAGAGGAGUUCGCCGGUGACCAGGCACGUGUUGUCGUCCGAUCCAACUUGGCAGACGAGAAGUUGUACCCCGUCGUCUGUGGUCACAUGGUCAACAACGCUGCCCUAUGCCCAUCCUCGUUGUACGCUGACAUGGCUCUCACCGUCGCUGACUACAUCUGGAAGGAGGCCCGUCCAGGCACCGAGACCCCAGGCUACAACGUCUGCAAUAUGGAAGUGCCAAAGCCGCUCAUCGCACAGAUUCCACAGCCACCUCAGGGUCAGCACAUCGAAUUGGAGGCCAACGCCGACUUGGAGCAAGGCAUCUUGAAGCUUCAGUUCCGCAGCGUGCAGCCCGAUGGCAAGAAGAUCCAGGACCAUGCCUCUUGCGUCGUCCGCUACGAAGACAAGGCUGCUUGGUCCGAAGAGUGGGCCCGAUACAACUUCAUGGUCAAGGCGCAGAUGGAAAUGCUCACCGCCAAGACGAUGAAUGGCGGCGCUCACAAGGUUCAGCGUGGUAUGGCCUACAAGCUUUUCAAGGCUCUUGUCAACUACGACAGCAAGUACCGUGCCAUGGCCGAAGUUGUUCUCGACGGUGCCAACACCGAGGCGUCUGCCACCCUCGACUUCCCAACCAAGCCGGAGGACGGCGACUUCUACUGCGCUCCUUACCACAUUGACGGCUCUUGCCACAUCUCUGGAUUCAUCGUCAACGCCUCUGACUUGCUCGACUCCGAGCAGAACGUCUACGUCUCCCACGGCUGGGGUGCCAUGAAGUUCUCUAAGCCUCUGGUCGCCGGCAUGCGCCUCCGCAACUACGUGCGCAUGCUUCCUCAGCCCAACAACAUUUCCAAGGGAGAUGUCUACAUCAUGCAAGGUGAUGAGAUUGUGGCUGUCUGCGAGGGCAUCAAGUUCCAGCAGAUCCCACGCCGUGUCUUGAACACCUUCCUCCCGCCGAACAAGGGCUCUGCAGCCCAGGCCGCACCUGCUCCUGCUCCUGCCCAGGCUGCUCGUGCCGCCGUGCCUCGUCCUGCUCUGGCCCGCACCUCGCCAGUACCCGCACCGAUCAAGACCGCAGCGGCUCCAGUCAAGCGCACUGUCUCUUCCGCUCAGCCAACUCCGGUCACCGCGACCAAGGCCUCGAAGCCCAAGAAGGCCGCUGCCAAGAAGCCCGCCGGCAGUCUCGUCGACAAGGUCAUGCGAAUUCUUGCCAAGGAGACCGAAGUCGACGUGUCCGAGCUUGUCGACGAUGCUCACUUCGAGAACCUCGGCGUUGACUCUUUACUCUCCCUGACCAUCUCAGCUGUCUUCCGUGAAGAACUCGAAAUGGAGAUCGCCUCCUCUCUCUUCACUGAUUACCCAACUGUCGGAGAGAUGAAGAAGUACUUUUCCCAGUUCAAUGGUGCUGCCAGCAGCAGCCCAGCCGAGACCGAGGAGGACUCCGACGAGGACAGCCUGCCACCAACAGACGUGCCAACUCCCUUUGACGUCAUCUCCACUCCCGCCUCCAGCGCCCCCAGUGUUGCUCCCAGUGAUGCUGGUAAGCCGGAACUCGACUCACCGACCCGCGAGACCCUUGCCGAUGUUGCCGACGUCAGCCUGGCUCGUCACGUCGUUGCCAGCGAGAUGGGUGUCGACAUCUCUGAGAUCACCGACAACGCAGAACUGGCCGAGAUGGGAAUGGACUCGCUGAUGAGCUUGACCAUUCUUGGUGAGCUUCGUGAGAAGACCGGCAUCGAUCUUCCAUCUACCUUCCUCUCGACCAACCCUACCAUCAAGGACAUCGAGGAUGCUCUCGGUAUGCGCCCCAAGGCGAAGGCCGCCCCAGCUGCUCCCAAGCAAUCUUCGACCAAGACUGAUUUGAACGAGGUUUCCGCUAGGUUAUCCGAGAUCAACCGAACCGACAUCUCGAGAUAUCCUCCUGCCACCUCCGUCCUGCUCCAAGGCAAUGCGAAGAUCGCUACGAAGAAGAUCUUUUUCCUGCCUGAUGGAUCCGGCUCGGCUACCAGCUACGUCAGCAUCCCAAACCUCGGACCAGACGUUUGUGCGUACGGUCUCAACUGCCCCUUCAUGAAGAGCCCGGAGCAAUGGCAAUGCGGCAUCGAGGUCUCUUCCCUCAUCUACCUUGCCGAGCUCAAGCGUCGUCAACCUAAGGGCCCUUACAUCCUCGGUGGCUGGUCAGCAGGUGGUGUGAUUGCGUACGCCGUGGCACAAGCUCUUCUCGCUGCCGGCGAGAAGGUCGAGAAGUUGCUGCUCCUCGACUCUCCUUGCCCGGUCAACCUCGCACCUCUUCCCGCCCGCCUCCACGUCUUCUUCAACGAGAUCGGUCUUUUGGGCACUGGAGACCCAACCAAGACUCCAAAAUGGCUGCUUCCUCAUUUCUCUGCUGCCAUCCGCUCGCUCAGUGACUACGACCCAAAGCCCAGCAUUGGUCCUAUGCCAACCUACGCCAUCUGGUGCACCGACGGUGUAGCCGGCAACCCAGGCGACCCACGCCCACCACCAGCUGAGGAGGAGGACCCAGCGCCAAUGACCUGGCUCCUCAACCAUCGUACCGACUUCAAGUCCAAUGGCUGGGAUCAACUGUGCGGCAACAACAUGAAGUUCGGCGUCAUGGGCGGCCACCACUUCUCCAUGAUGAAAGACCCUCACGCACACGACCUUGGCAAGCUCAUCCGGGAGGGACUCGACUGGAAGGCAUGA